This is a messenger RNA of Encephalitozoon cuniculi GB-M1, 210 nucleotides long. RefSeq lists its product as uncharacterized. The coding region runs from base 1 to 210 and encodes 69 amino acids. The record is from RefSeq and is marked provisional. NCBI's taxonomy places the organism in Eukaryota, Fungi, Microsporidia, Unikaryonidae. The transcript has a single exon.
AUGGAUAGAAAGUUCAUGUCCAGCGGGGUGUUUCAGUUCCUGGACGAGGUAUAUGAACAGAGGGGCCCUCUGUUCGACUACGGCACCCUGGUAGGAAGUGGAGAGCUAGCCUUUGACGAAGCACUGGUGUCAGAUGGCGCAAGCCUCCGUAGCGUCCUUAAGAAAGCCGGAAAGACAAAGCGCUCGAGGGACGGUCUAAUGGAUUGGUAA